Messenger RNA from Botrytis byssoidea, 888 nucleotides. RefSeq lists its product as uncharacterized. The transcript has a single exon. The record is from RefSeq and is a predicted model, not a curated record. The coding region runs from base 1 to 888 and encodes 295 amino acids. Lineage: Eukaryota; Fungi; Ascomycota; Leotiomycetes; Helotiales; Sclerotiniaceae.
AUGACGGCGGGCGACUUCUUCGACCGUGCACCAUCCACCAAUAGUUGCUUGAUGUCUGCAAGUCAAAAAAAGUCUUCUGGUUCUUUGAAUGUUGGUAAUGGCAAAAAACUUGAUACAUUUACUUGUUUUCCGCGUCUCACUGCAGAAUUGCGCUUGAAAAUCUGGAGAACUAUGGCCUUUAUGUCUCAUGUUGUUGCCUUGCAAGAAGAGUUUGUUUUAGAUUCAAACGGCGAGGAAAAAUUAUAUCUACGAACGAUAAACACGGUUGCCAGUGUGCUGCAAAUUAAUCAUGAAUCUCGUACAGAGGCUUUGAAAUAUUACAGGCAUUCUUUUGGAGCCCAAAAAUACUUUCAUACAAUACAAGGAACUUACAAUAAAAAAGAUCCUACUAUUGGUGAGCUCCUCAUCCAUGCAAAUCUCCGAGCAGACACGAUCUAUUAUGACAGAUGGUAUAUUAUGCGGAGUUCCAGAACGGGUGGAACUUACAGUUUCAUGUCUGCCAUUGGAAACAUGAGAGAUAUCUUUAAGCCUGCGCACAGCAUUGCUUUUGAUGCAACUGAUGCGAACUCGUGGGAACGCUUUGCAUUUAUCUACGAUUUGAUUAGGGAAUGUGACGCCAUCGAAGAAGUCCUAUUCGUCGUUAGAAUCAACCGUGGUCCGACAGAAUGCACAUCUUAUGAGCACUGGGAAUUGAUGGAACUAAACAAAGACGAAAAUCGUGUCUGCUAUGAGAGAUGUUUAGGAGAGUUCAUCGAACUUUGCGACGCGGCAGAUAUCCGAUACCAAAAGCUCCAUCGUGACGAAGGUGCGAGCAAGGCUAAAAUAGGACGUCUUGGAGGUCCAAGAGUCAGAAUCGUUGGAUUGACGACAAACGGUGUACGAAUUUGA